UAUAUAUAUUAUAACCAAUAAUGGAUCACAAACAUAAGUCGAACUCUAAGCUCAACACCAAAGCCGAAUCGAACCGGAACAGGGGAGAGAAAUAGGUGACCGGAGAUUCAGAAAUGGAGGAUGAGCUCAAGAACUUCAUCAAGGUAUGGAUCACAACCAUCAUAUGUCUAUCUUAUUGCCAUUACAUAGUCUCCAGAUUAAUCCCCAAGGGCCUGCUUAGGCUCAUCUCUCUCCUCCCUGUCUUCUACUUCUUCAUCACCACCCCCCUAACUCUCCAUUCCUUCCAUCUCUGUGGACCCACAACCUUCUUCCUAGUCUGGCUUGGCAUCUUCAAGCUCCUCCUCUUCUCCUUUAACCUUGGCCCUCUAUCACCACCCCCACCUUCACUAUUCCAUUUCAUCUCCAUAGCUUGCCUCCCCAUCAAAAUCAAACAAGACCCACUUCGGAAAACACCCCCAAAUCCCAAAACCACCCAAAAACCCAGAAACCCAAUUGGUCAAAGUGUCACAAAGGGGCUGCCAAACAAGUCAAUUGUGGUGGCUGUGAAGGCAUUGCUUUUGGGUAUGAUCAUCCAUACCUACGAGUACAGAUCACAUUUGCACCCUUAUGUGAUCUUAGCCUUGUACUGUUGCCACAUGUACCUGGCUCUAGAAUUAGUCCUGGUCGUGAGCGCGACUCCGGCUCGAGCUCUUUUCGGAUUUGAGCUCGAGCCGCAGUCCAACGAGCCUUACCUCUCCACUUCGCUUCAAGACUUUUGGGGCCGUCGAUGGAAUCUAAUGGUCACGAACAUCCUGCGCCCAACGGUAUACGAUCCCACCCGGCGCGUGUGUGCGCGUGUAGUUGGGAAACGGUGGGCAAGGCUGCCGGCUGUGAUGGCCACCUUUGCGGUGUCCGGGUUAAUGCACGAGGUUAUUUAUUAUUAUCUCACCCGCGUGCAGCCCACGUGGGAAGUGACGUGGUUUUUUGUGCUACACGGGGCUUGCGUGGUGGUUGAGGUGGAGGUCAAGAAGGCGGUUACCGGCAGGUGGAGGUUGCACCCGGUGGUUUCGGGGCCGUUGACGUUGGUGUUCUUGGCUGUGACCGGCAACUGGCUGUUCUUUCCUCAGUUGCUCAGGAAUGGUGUUGAUGCAAAGGCUAUAGGAGAGUAUGCAAUUAUGGUGGAUUUUGUCAAGGCUAACUUGCCUCAUUUAAGUUAUUGGCCCAACAAAAGCUGAUUAACAUACUUUAACCCCUUUAUUGAUCUUCCUUUCUUCUGUUGUUCAAGAAGAUGAAGUUGGAAAUUGAGGUUUUGUGUAAUGAUGUAAUUGUUAUCACAUUAUUAGAGCAUUUGAAGAGGAAGACAGUUAUGGUGGAUUUUGUGCUAAACUGUUUAUUUGGUCAACAAAACUAGUUUAUACACUCUUACAGUCUCA
Messenger RNA from Rosa rugosa (rugosa rose), 1412 nucleotides. RefSeq names its product long-chain-alcohol O-fatty-acyltransferase-like. Gene Ontology annotation, biological process: lipid metabolic process. Lineage: Eukaryota; Viridiplantae; Streptophyta; Magnoliopsida; Rosales; Rosaceae. The transcript has a single exon. The record is from RefSeq and is a predicted model, not a curated record. Bases 114 to 1214 code for a protein of 366 amino acids.